Nicrophorus vespilloides is the source of this 839-nucleotide messenger RNA. RefSeq names its product chymotrypsin-1. NCBI's taxonomy places the organism in Eukaryota, Metazoa, Arthropoda, Insecta, Coleoptera, Silphidae. Gene Ontology annotation, biological process: proteolysis. The transcript is spliced from 3 exons. Gene Ontology annotation, molecular function: serine-type endopeptidase activity. The coding region runs from base 45 to 788 and encodes 247 amino acids. The record is from RefSeq and is a predicted model, not a curated record.
UAAAAGCAAAUAAAAAUGCGAAAUAAAUUAAACCAAAUCAAACAAUGACUAAGGUUGCAUUCAUCGUACUGUGCGGACUCGUAGGAGCCUUAGCUGCUCCUCGUGAUCUGGGAUGGCGUAUCGUGGGUGGACAUGAAGCAGGAGAAGCCCAAUUCCCAUACCAAGUCUCUUUGAGAUAUGGCGGUUCCCACACCUGCGGAGGUUCCAUCUUGGAUGAGACCACCAUCCUUUGCGCUGCUCAUUGCGUCGAUGGACGUAUGCCGUCCAUGAUGACUGUUGUCGUCGGUAGCCACUACCUUUCUGAAGGCGGUGUAUCUCACCAAGUCAAGAGCUUUGUUGUCCACGAGCAAUACGAUUCCUACAGGAUCCAAAACGACGUUUCCAUCUUGAAAUUGGACACCCCAAUAAGUUUCAACACUAAGGUCCAAGCCGUUAAGUUGCCAACCUCCAACAUCGGCGGUGAUGCUGAUGUCAUCCUCAGUGGAUGGGGUAGGACCAACUACCCAGGAGACAUUCCCGAUGAACUCCAAUACAUUCAACUCAGGACUUUGACCGUCGAAACUUGCCAGAAAUUGCAAUCCGCCAUGGACGUUAUUGAAUCCGAAGUCUGCACCCUGACCAAGUCCGGUGAAGGCGCCUGUCACGGUGAUUCCGGCGGUCCUUUAGUUGACUUUAACGGAAACCAAAUCGGUAUCGUUUCUUGGGGAACCCCAUGCGCACGUGGAUUCCCUGACGUCUUCACCAGGGUCUUCUCCUUCUUGGACUGGAUUGCACAGAAUCGUCACUAAAAUGAUAAAAAAUUGAAUUCACAAAUAAAUAAAUAUGAUUAUUAUAACAAA